Messenger RNA from Ectocarpus sp. CCAP 1310/34, 494 nucleotides. The record is from the annotation of a GenBank genome assembly. Lineage: Eukaryota; Phaeophyceae; Ectocarpales; Ectocarpaceae.
AUGACCCUGAGGGUGCCGACCGCGCGAGUGCCACCAGCGGCGUUGAAGAUGGCGGUGAUUCCGGCGAGCGCGACACGUUUGUCGACGGCGAGAGUGGAGACGAGUAUGAGGAUGUUCCUCCUGCCGCCGGUCGGGAGCAGCAGGGGCGUUGGGCCGAUGAGGAGGAACCCGAAGAUGAGGAGCCCGAGGUGGUAGCAUGCCUGCUGUCCGACACGAACCCAACGUUGGUAGCGAGGGUAGUGCCCGCCCGAACCUCCGGCGUGACAACAGCAUACCAUCUAGUUUUGCUUCACAGCAGUCACCUAUCCCGUCUCAGCAAUUAGUAAACGAUUUUUCUCCGCAAUCCGUAGAGACCCCACGAGAAAUCGACAACACCAGCAGGACUAGCGACCCUCUAGUGAUGUCGAAUGCCUCACCUACACACUCUACUGUGCGCGCUGAUGAACACCCGUCAGCGCACACUGCGGGUACGAAUGCUCGUUUCGUCUUAACCC